GUAACAAAACUUUAAGUUAAUUGCAUGUUGUUUCAAAUGAUGCAUGAUCUGACAGGAACUUAACUUGUUGUUCUCGUCUGUAGCUGGUCUAGCCUACUCUAACCUGGUGUAUAAAUGGUCUCUCUGUCUCGUCUGUAGCUGGUCUGGCCUACUCUAACCUGGUGUAUGACUGGUCUCUCUGUCUCGUCUGUAGCUGGUCUGGCCUACUCUAACCUGGUGUAUGACUGGUCUCUCUGUCUCAUCUGUAGCUGGUCUGGCCUACUCUAACCUGGUGUAUGACUGGUCUCUCUGUCUCGUCUGUAGCUGGUCUGGCCUACUCUAACCUGGUGUAUGACUGGUCUCUCUGUCUCGUCUGUAGCUGGUCUGGCCUACUCUAACCUGGUGUAUGACUGGUCUCUCUGUCUCAUCUGUAGCUGGCCUGGCCUACUCUAACAUGGUGUAUGACUGGUCUCUCUGUCUCGUCUGUAGCUGGCCUGGCCUACUCUAACCUGGUGUACGACUGGGUGAAGGCAGCGGUGAUGUUUGGGGUGAUCAACACUGUGGCCAGACUGGAUCAUCUGGAUCCUCCUCAGCCUCCUAAGUGUAUCACCAUGCUCUACGUGUUCGCUGAGACGCACUUUGACAGAGGCAUCAAUGACUGGCUGUGCAAGUAUGUUUACGAUUACAUUGGAGGAAGCCACAAACAUAUCUUCAAGGAGCUUGUGGCGACCAUCUGUACGUUCGUUGUGACCACUUUGUGGCUGGGUCCAUGUGAGCUGGUCUACAUCUGGUCGUUCUUCAACUGCUUUGGUCUCAACCUGGAGCUCUGGGUGGACAAGAUCUUCUCCUUACCUCCCUUCUCCAACAUCGAGUAUGCCAUAGGUGAGGCCAUGUCUCGUAGAAUCAGAGCCAUCUUCGGGGCCAUCAACUUCUGGACUAUCGUCCUCUACAACGUCCUGGCUCUCAACAGUCUGGAGUUUGCUAAGCUGGUGGGAAAAAGGCUGAUCGUCCAAGGUUUCCCUCUGUCCACCCUGUCUGUGCUGUUUGUGACCUACUGUGGUGUUCAGCUGGUGAAGGAGAGGGAGAGAAAACAAGCCUUUUUGGAUGACCCCGAGCCAGCGGCCGUGCCCCAAGACAUGCCUGAGGAGGUCGGAAAAAUGAAAGCUGAGUAAACGCAUAAACAAGGAGAAAACUUAAUUUUGUUUUUUGAGGACCUGGUUUUCACAUCAACAGUCAACAACCCCCCCCCCCCCCAGCCCCGUUCAUAUUUUUACACUCUUGAGCUUCCAUACUGUACUGAAUCAUGCCAGACUGUCACAAGUCACAGAUAAUCAUCGUCGUGGCAACUCUUCUACUGCUACUACUACUACUACCAAGUUGUCACCAUGACAACUACUACUCUACCACUCUGUUGUUUUUUUAAAAUACAAAGCAUUAUUUUAUCAUUUUUAACUGUGAAAAGUCCUGAAGUGCACUUGCUGUAGAUAAUCGUCAUUUGACACGUACCCUCGUCCUUUUUGGUACAUACACCGAAGGUACAUUUUUGUAUAUUCAUAUAAAACAAAAGAUGGAUAUCAGGAAAUUGAAGAGAGACAUGGCAAAUAUUUUAUGCAGACACAGCUAAUAUAUUGACAUCAUAUGUUCUUAUUUAGAGCAACUUACAGUAGUGAUUGUAUCCAUUUUUUGUACUGGUCCCCAGUGGGAAUCAAACCCACAUCCUUGGCAUUGCACGUUGUUGUCAAACACCUCUGAGCCAAAUGUCUCUACAUUUUGUUCAAGUGUCAUUUAUGUUUGUUUUUAAUGUACCAAAACUAUUGCAGUAAUACAAAACUGAAACCUCAUAA
Oncorhynchus masou masou (cherry salmon) is the source of this 1823-nucleotide messenger RNA. Its product is annotated as protein-cysteine N-palmitoyltransferase HHAT-like protein. Gene Ontology annotation, cellular component: endoplasmic reticulum. The coding region runs from base 441 to 1151 and encodes 236 amino acids. Gene Ontology annotation, biological process: negative regulation of N-terminal protein palmitoylation. Lineage: Eukaryota; Metazoa; Chordata; Actinopteri; Salmoniformes; Salmonidae. The transcript is spliced from 5 exons. The record is from RefSeq and is a predicted model, not a curated record. Gene Ontology annotation, molecular function: acyltransferase activity.